Messenger RNA from Paramecium primaurelia, 296 nucleotides. Lineage: Eukaryota; Ciliophora; Oligohymenophorea; Peniculida; Parameciidae. The record is from the annotation of a GenBank genome assembly.
UAUGAAUACAAAAAAAUUUUGAGUACAAUAUGUUUAGUGGAUUAUGGUUUUAAAAACUAGAGAAUUUCAAAAAAGCAGAAGAAUUCUAUCUCUACACUUUUGAAAAAAGGCCUGAAGAUCCUAAAAUUUUAAAUGCUCUCUUUAAAUUGAAUAAAAGAUGUAUUAAAAAUAAGAAAAAAGCUCUUGAGUAUGGCUAAAAAUAAAUAAAAAUAUAUUAGAAUAUCAAUUUAUGUUUAGUAAAAAUGCUGAUAUUCGAAAAGUCAUGGAUGCGAUAAUAGGAUAUUGUGAAAUUUUGA